Messenger RNA from Megachile rotundata (alfalfa leafcutting bee), 3492 nucleotides. RefSeq names its product beta-1,3-galactosyltransferase 5. NCBI's taxonomy places the organism in Eukaryota, Metazoa, Arthropoda, Insecta, Hymenoptera, Megachilidae. The record is from RefSeq and is a predicted model, not a curated record. Gene Ontology annotation, cellular component: Golgi membrane. Gene Ontology annotation, molecular function: hexosyltransferase activity. Gene Ontology annotation, biological process: protein O-linked glycosylation.
UAUAAAUUUGUUGUCUUUAAAAAUUACAUACUGCUCGUAAUAAUGUCGCAACCUCUCAAACUCUUGUACUUCCAUAUUCUCAAAUCUUCAAAUUUCUUACUUUUAAUCGAAAAUCGUUGUUCGCGGGACAUUAAUAAAUAUUUCGGUGCACCAGGUGAAAUACGAAGUAUUAGUAUAAUCCUUCCGAAUCACCUGAAUUAAAUAACUUUGCACAAGGAAAUAGUUAAAAAAUGUAAUAAAACCAUAUUUUGCAUGUAAUAAAUAAUUAUAUUUGGUUUUCUUGGUACAAUAAGGUUGCUGCAUUUGAAAUUUCCGCCCUGGGAUGCGCUAUGAUGCAGCGACUAAAGAGGGUACGCUUACACGACACGUUCGGGACCAGGGUAGGAAUAUCACAUCAUUCCUUAAUUCGGGAUUCAAACGGACUUCGCCCUUCGCCCACGACUUUCUCCCGUGGCUUCGCCUCCUAGCAAAUUUUUCUACACAUGGUUCGAUUCGUCUCGGCUACGUAGAGGCGUACGAUUAAACAAACAAAUAGGGAGGAAAAUGAGGGGUGUCAGGAAAAAAAAGAAACAAAGUUGUUGAACACCACGGAACAUCUACGUCGUUGGUAUUCACGUUGUACGUUUCUAGAAAAGCAACACCCUCCUAGAGAGCGGCUUGGGAUGCUACCGUCAAAUGCUACAGAUCGUCAACAAUACAUUCGUCUGACCUAACCUCGAACCCUCUGGGAUUCUCAUUACGUUUCAACAGCGUCGCAGCAUUAACGUCACCUGUGCCGAAUGUGCAAAACAGGAUUUUCAUCGUCACAGUGGAUGCUUAGAAAUUUUCAAAGCUUUUUUCUGCACUGUGAUGCAUGGAAACGUGACAUUUGAAUGACGAUUCCUCUAAAAAUUUUUUGUUUAUAUUCUCUGGAUGUCUGUUUCACGCAGCCGAGUUCCGCGAAUUCGUUUCUAGUACGUUUGCCUUUGACUGUACAUAAACUGCGUCGAUGCCUCGUGAAUCUUCAAGCGAUAAAAGCUAAAUAAACACAAUCGCACCUGCUAUUCCAAACUCUGGGAAUUCUACGGAACGAAAAAAAUCGUUCGUCUUACUUCGAGUACCAUGGAACACUGCCACGUCAAGGCGAUCGUUGAUAAUCCGAUAAGGAGCGCAUACCCAAGCUCGGACGUGUAUGAUGUAAGGGGUUCGUUAGUAUGCUGGAAAAGCGGCGGCUUCAUGCCUUCGGUUCGCCACCAUGCACCCUGAUUUUUGUGGUCGCUUUGGCACUGACUGGAUGCUUCUCCUUUUGGCUUCACAUCGACGGAUCCGGAUCCCCGACACCUUACAGUGUCGGUGGCGGUUCGGCACCCGGAUACCUGCUGAUCCUUCCCGGAAACGCGACGCCCUCUCCACAGCCAUACUUACUGCACGAACUUCCGUUCGGUGACAGGUCCACCCUGAUCGAUAUAAAGGACUUCAAGUUCACGAUCAACCACGAUCCGUGCAAUCGGACGCAUCCGUUGCUGUUGAUGCUGGUUCAUUCGGCGCCCGAGAAUUUUGUUAAGAGGAACGUCGUCAGGGAGACCUGGGGUCAACAGUCACCGGAUGUAACGCUGCUCUUUCUCGUUGGCUGGUCAGAUGAAUAUCAAACCAAACUGGAAGAGGAGAACAGGAGAUUCAAAGAUUUGAUACAAGGCAACUUUCUCGAUGCUUACAGAAACAUGACUUAUAAGCAUGUGAUGGCAUUGAAAUGGGCUACGUAUCAUUGUCCAAGUGCCAAGUAUGUACUAAAGUUAGACGAUGAUGUUUUUGUUCACAUACCCGCCAUGAUGGAUUUCUUGACGCAUGGUCUGUCACCGUGGGGGGCCAGACGGUUGAUCCUGUGCGAUCUUCUGUCAGCAGGCACCGUGAAGAGAUCCUGGCGUUCCAAAUGGAGGGUUUCGCCUCAAGAGUACCCUGGUAGACAUUAUCCUGCGUACUGUGCCGGAUGGGCUAUACUGUACUCCCCCGAUAGCGUAUUCCUUUUGUAUCGCGAGGCGCAGAAAGAGCCUUAUUUCUGGAUCGACGAUGUUCAUAUUACCGGGACGUUAGCUAGGAAAGUUAAUAUAACUCAGACCUCUCUGCAUUAUCUGGUGCUAACCAACGAGAACAUGCAGGACCUUCUGUCCAAUCCGAGUUCUCGUAGGGAGUUUCUAUUUGGACCUCCGAAUCUCAAUGAGAAUGAGAUAAGAGCCUUACAAAGUCUGGUCAUCAAACCACGGCCUAGCAGCGAAAGCCUAUUGAAUUGAGACAUUCGUUGGGUCCUUACGAAUGUCUCGUUCAACAACAUUUGUGGUGUCUGAUGUAUUUCUCUUUUUUUUUUGCUAUUUUCAAACCACCUUGAUUCUGUAUACACAAGAAGUGUUCAAGUUCGUGCACAGUAUGGUUUAUGUACUUACGAAGCGUUACAAAUGUAAGUUACGCACUUAUCUCAUGGAAUGUUUUCAAUAGGUUACGACCUCUUUUGUGGAUCUUAAUUACAGUCAACGCACUAUAUAUAUAUAUAUUUUUUUUUGUAUAUACAUUAUUUAUAUGUGUAUUUAUGAUUAAGUUUUUUGUACUUAGUUAGUAACAGUUUAAAGAUGCUUAUUUGAAGACUCACAUAAUUGUAAGACGAGACGAAGCGCUCGUACCAGUAUUAACACCUCAUAGGAACAAUUUUCUGUAUAAAUCGAUCAAUGUGUCACGAAAGUAAAUAACGUAAUUUGAAGGUUUUUCGAGAUUAAGCUCGCGAGAGAUGAUAUUUAUAGAUAUGAUAUUACAUAUACCAAAAUUUAAAGUAUCGGAUUAUUAUAUGAAAAUCUCAGACGAGUUAACGUUUGUUAGAUAGCAAUGAGAGUACAACCCGAAAUGAAGGGUCCAUUUGCAGGUCAAAAACACGUAAACUGUAAUGAUUCUUGUAUUAUGAUAACGUUCUUUAAGCGAUUCCGUGGAAAUUCUAAGUUCCUUAAUAUUUAAGCGACUACAGUAAAAUCGUCAAGCACUUUCUUUUUACAAUUUACCGUUAAUGUAAUAUACCUCAGUAUACAUAUAUGUAACCAAUUUAUAUUCCUCUUUCGUUCUCUUUUAAGUAUAGAAUACAACGAAUACGAUUUACAAAAGGAAUACAUGAAUUUCCGCGAGAAAAACGAAGAGAAAGAGAGAAUAUGUUUAAAGAAAAGAAUGUUUAUCUUAAUGUAAAAAAAUUAACACGCUUUAUCGUUGCUUUAAAUGAAAUGAGUAUACAUUUUUCGAUCGAUCAGUAUGUACUUAUCGCAUAUACGUACAAAUCGUUGGUGGCUAUUAGUUAGCGAAUUGUCUUCUCUAUCAUUGUCUAACGUGGGAUAUAUACAGUUUUUACUUAUUUAUUUAAUGUACUUUAACUAUAAUGUAACAUUUACGUCGCAUCGUGUGAGAAAUGAAAUGUUUCUAUUGUGUAUUGCCGAAUAUGUCCAUAUAGCGGUGGAAUAAAAUCUCGUCUGUGUCAUUAAAUUC